GGAAAGAAAGGAAAAAAGAAAAGGCCACCCACUCCUGUGUUCUGUUCGAUAGUCUGCAUCCCACGUACCAAAUCAGCAACUAAUCUCUCUUUUCUUUAUUCAUUCAGGUGCUUCUUUCCUAAAAUCACAAAAAUAUUGCAAUUCCGAUCUAUACCAAUUCAAGAUUUGCAUUCCACUAUCAAAAAAAACCGCUGUAAGCUGUCUAGAUCAUUUGCCAAAUCUCCUCAUUUGGCAAAAAUAUUUUGAGGGUAUAUCUUUGUAUAUGCCUUUUGAUACACAAUAAACGGUCGUUUGUAUGGUUUUUGAUAGCAUGGUUUAUGUAGUAUUGAAAAAUUUUUAGUUUUUAUUGAUGGAGUGAAUCAAGAUAAAAGGGGUUCUACUGGUUUUUGGUAAAAUGGUAGUUGGGCUAAUUGUUUCUUGGAUAUUUGCUGAUGCAGUAUUUUAGGCUUUAAGGGAUCAAUGGUACUGAGUAAAAUGUGUUUUGGAGGUGAUUACAUUGGUUUAUGGAGUAUUAAAUGUGAAAGUUUGAGUUUUUAUUGAAGAAGUGAAUCAAGAUUCAAAGGGAUUCUACUUGUUUUGGUGAAAUGGUAGUUGGGUAAAUGGUUUCUUGGAUUUGAAGGUAUCAAAAUGGGCUUUGAAGGUGAUUACAUUGGUUUAUGUAGUAGUAUCAUAUGUUAAAGUUUGUAUUUUUUUUAUCAAGUGAAUCAAGAUUCAAAGGGGUUCUACUUGUUUUGGUAAAAUGGUAGUUGGGCUAAUCGUUUCUUGGAUAUUUGCUGUUCAAUUAUCUUGGCCUGUGAGGGAUCAAUGGUACUGACUAGAAUGUGUUUUGAAGGUGAUUACAUUGGUUAUUGGAAGUAGUGGAACCAAUGUCUGGGACAAUAAGUACUUUCGGUAGAAGUCUCUCUCAUAAACAGAGGGCAUUGACAGUUAGCAGCCCUAGAUUGUUCGAUAAGUCCGUUAGCAGCCCUAGAUUUAGUAGGAAAAGCGAGGUUUCAAGACUUUUUUGUGUACUUAUAGCAUUAGGAUCUGCUGUUUCCUUUUUCCUGGCAAUUGGAGGAGGGUAUUUAUAUGUUUUGCCCAAUCUUACAAAAGCAUCUCAUGAGGAGGAUGUCGGCCUUAGUUUUAAUGGUUCGGAUAGUUUUUGUGACAUAUUUGAUGGAAAAUGGGUAGUCGAUAACAGCUAUCCCUUGUACAAUGCCUCAGAAUGCCCCUUUGUGGAGAAAGGAUUCAACUGUUUGGCUAAUGGUAGAACCAAUGAUGAUUAUCUUAAGUGGAGGUGGAAGCCGAGGAAUUGUGAAAUCCCGAGGUUUGAUGUGCAUAAUCUGUUGGAAAUUCUCCGAAAUAAGAGAAUUGUUUUUGUUGGAGACUCAAUGAGUAGGACUCAGUGGGAGUCCUUGAUAUGCUUGCUAAUGACCGGGGUGCAAGAUAAGGGAAGUGUAUAUGAAGUAAAUGGGAAUAAGAUCACAAAAGUAAUUCGCUUUUUGGGAGUGAGGUUUAGUUCCUUCAAUUUCACUGUUGAAUUUUAUCGAUCAGUAUUCCUUGUCCAGCACAACUGGUCUUCCAAAUAUGGAAUAAAGAGAGUUAGAUCAACCCUUAAGUUGGACAAGCUUGAUGAUAUCAGCAACGAAUGGAUUAAUGCAGAUGUCCUCAUAUUCAAUUCUGGACAGUGGUGGGUACCCGGGAAGCUUUUUGGAGUGGGAUGCUAUUUCCAACUAAAUAAUACACUCAAGCUUGGAAUGUCAAUUCCCACAGCAUUCAGAACUGCCCUUGAGACUUGGGCAUCCUGGAUAGAUACCAAAAUUAACCCUAACAGGACACGUGUUUUUUUCAGAACGUUUGAACCAUCUCACUGGAGCAAUCUAACUCUGCGGUUGUGCAAUGUGACAAAUCAACCUCUUUCAGAGACUAAGGGUCAGGAGAGUAACACAUUUUCAGACGCAGCACUAGAGGUGGCGCGCGGAAUGAAAGUUCCAGUUACUGUGCUACGCAUAACUCCCAUGUCCGCGUUCAGGAAAGAUUCACAUGUCGGUAUUUGGAGUGAUAAUCCAUCUCUCUCUGAUUGCAGCCACUGGUGUCUACCUGGAGUUCCUGAUCUUUGGAACGAAAUGGUCUUUUCAUACCUUCAUCGUAGCUAUCGCCAUAUGCCUUUGCAUCAACAAAGAGAGUUCAACAGCAUGGACUGAUGUACGAUAAACAGGAAUUCAUACCAGCUUAUGUUUUUCUAUGAAGGUCAAUCAAUUUUGCAAUUCCAGCAAAAAAAAAAAAAAACAAUUUUGAACAGAAAUGUAUAGUUACAUGGUGAGAAGAAACUCUUGUACCGGGAAAUUUAUUUCUUUUUCAUCAUUUUUUUUCGUUCACUAAAUUCAUUUUGUAAGAGGGAAGGAGAAAAAAUGUAUAUCAUUCCCAGAAUGUUUGUCUUGUAUUGUGUAAUAUUUGAAAAUUAAUAUCUAGUGUUCAAAAUUUAUUACACUGA
Nicotiana tabacum (common tobacco) is the source of this 2473-nucleotide messenger RNA. RefSeq names its product protein trichome berefringence-like 7. Gene Ontology annotation, cellular component: Golgi apparatus. NCBI's taxonomy places the organism in Eukaryota, Viridiplantae, Streptophyta, Magnoliopsida, Solanales, Solanaceae. The record is from RefSeq and is a predicted model, not a curated record. Gene Ontology annotation, molecular function: O-acetyltransferase activity.